GGCUCCGCGGGGCUGUCUGCUCUGGCGACGCAGGCAGGGCUGGCUCUGCCGCAGCAGCAGCGGACUCAUCCUGUCGCUAAGGUCCAGUUAGCCAAGGUGGAGGAUGGGAAAAGAAUGGAGCUGUCCCAGCUCCUCAAUGAGAUCAGGGCAAACUAUGAACAGCUUCUCACCAGAAAUCAGAUAGAGACGGUGCUGUCAACACGGAUGCAGCUAGAGGAAGAUAUAACCAAAAAAAUGGACAAGGAUGGGGAGGCUCUGAAGGCAGCUCAGGCGGAACUCAAGGAGGCCCGCCGCCAGUGCCACCACCUGCAAGUGGAAAUUGAGACUCUCCACGCUGUGGAAAGGGGUCUUGAAAACUCCCUGCAGGCCAGUGAGCAGCAUUACCAGAUGCAGCUGCAAGAUCUGGAGUCGGUGAUUGACGGACUAGAGAGGGAGCUGCAGGAAGUGAGGGGUGGCAUCGAGAAGCAGCUUCAGGAACAUGAGAUGCUUCUCAACACGAAGAUGAGGCUGGAGCAGGAAAUUGCCACAUACCGCCGCCUGCUAGAACAGGAGGAGAUCAGAUACUAUGGUUGUAUCCAAGGCGAGAAAAAAGAAGAAAAACCUGCUACCAGGAGUAAAGUUGGCUUUCUUCUCCCCUCCGCCAUUAUAAAUGAAAUAUCUUUUUCAACGAAAGUCUCACAAAAGUAUGAGAAUGAAAGUGUGGAGACAAUGACUAAACAGCCAGAAUUAAAUGGAAGUGUGGAGGAGAGUGCGGAGGCUCACGGCACCAUUCAGACAGAGAAAGUGGAUGAAGUUAUAAAAGAAUGGGAAGGUUCAUUCUUUAAAGAUAACCCCCGAUUGAGGAAAAAGUCUGUUUCUCUUCGAUUUGACCUCCAUUUGGCAGCCACCGAUGAAGGAUGUUUACAGAGCAGGCGGGAGAAUCUGCCAGACAUCGAAGUAAGGCUUAUCAUGCGAAGAUCAUGUAGUAUUCCCUCCAUCAAGCCCCCACCAGCAACCAACUAACCCAGAGAUAGUAUUUGAUUUAUCAGAGACACUAGGAUGGACCUAGGCUGGCCAUGCUGACGCCCAGUCCCAAAUGUAAGUCACUCCAUACGUAUGGAUAAUGUGAAGAUGCUGUGGGCUGCGUGUGGCUCUCUUCAGAGAACAUGUAUAGUAAGAGGUAAAGUUGCUAGGACUCCAAAGAUGAGCAUAUUUUUUGGAGAGGGGAGUGCUUAAAAAUAAAUCAGAAAUUUGGUGUGAUUUCUGUUUUGUUUGUCAUCCAAAUAGUCUUUAUCCUGGCGAGCUUUUUCAGAGACUUGAAGUAUAAGGUGGCUUGGUUAAGUCUGUCAUUUAACUCAAUGGCUGAACAUCCUAAGGAAAAUGGAAUAGCUUGUCUGAAUACUGAAGAGUUACACAGAGUUACUCCCCAUGGUUUCAGGACCAGCUGAACCUAAAAUGUUUGUUCUACUUCUAAAAAGGCAACAGUUAGGAACCAAUGUUUAUGGAGGGGGUCUCGAUCUUCUCUUAGGAUUUUUCCAUUUGAGACAAUCAUUUGAACUCUGGGAAUUAAGAAAAUUAAGAAGUGGUCUGUCUGUGAGCAAUUCUGAAGUACUGAGUACACCUCAAGGCUAUUUUGAUGAUUAAUAAAAUUGGGGUGCCCUAUAUCUUACAGUUCUUUUAGAAUAAGAAUCUGAUUUGCAGGAGAAUCACUUUGUUGAAAGAACUGUAAAAGUUGUAUCCUUACACACACACACACACACACACACAGACACACACACACACACACACACACACACACACAGAGCUGUACAAACAAAACUUUAAAAGCAAAUGGAAAAUGUGAUUACUCUAGUUACUAGGACAGUUACCCAGUUGCGCACCAUCUGAACUCUUCCAUCUGUAAAAUGAAGUGUGAGUGGCGUUUGCUCUGGGCCUUAGAGAAGGUCCUCCAUGAACUGGGAGAAAGAGUUCCUGCAGUCAUUUAUGUGAACCAACAGCAUAGUAUUGCUAGCUGAGCUAAGAGUUGUCUACAGGACUUGCUUUAAAAAUGUUCAAACUGUAAUAAAUGCAGACGUAAAAUAUAUUUGUGAAUAGAUGACAAGGUGUUGCAACAUUUUUAAAAACAACGUAAUUUGUUUAAUGCAGGUAUAUUUGAGACCUUAAAUAAUAAAUACCUGUUUUAAGACACUAGGUGGUUAUAAGCUUUUUUUUUCUAACCAACAACAAAAAGGAGUACAAACCACUGUUCUUUGUUUCCAGCUGAGAUAUCAUAAGGGCUAUAGCUAUGUUAGCAUUAGCGCAGCCUUCAAAAAUCAACCCCUCCCUCCCCGUCCUCUCUCCACAUGUGUGUGUAUCUGCAUAUGUAUGUAUGAUGUAUGUAUGUAUGUUGACCAGUAAAUAUGCUUUAGCCACAAGGAAAUUAUGUUUAGUAACUUUUAAUAUAAUACAGGGAUUUUAACAUUUGCCUUUUUCUUUCUAUUACCUCAGGUUCCUUUUAGCCUGACUCACUCUAUUUAGUGAAAAGGAAUGAUGCUGUUCUGUCAAGGAUACAGCAGCAUAUUAAGUGCUUAUUCUUGCAUAAGCAUCUGUCCCAAACUUGCAUCCUAUACAUAAAAAUGGUUCUUGAGGGGCUGGAGGCCAGAGCUUCACCUAGCACACAGGAGGCCCUGGGUUUGGACCUCAGGAAAAAAAGGGAAAAGUUUCAUUCUUCAUUAAAUGCUACAACUUUAUUAAAGCUUUGAAAUGCAAUCAUGUAAGCUAUUGUACUGGUUACUGUUCUAUCAACAAUGAUUAUGGUAAAGCGAUACAUCUAGGGUAAUCUACUGCAGUACUGUUUGUUAGUACUGGGCAUUGUGAAUUAACAGCUUGCUAAAGAAAUUCCACUAUGCAGCUAUCAUGUGUGUAUAAUAUGCAGUACUUGAAUUUGUAAAUGAUUUUUGUUUGCUUCAAAGCAUUUUAAAAUCGGAAUAUGAAUUUACCAAAGUAAAUGAUACCGCUAUAAUAAAAAAAAUUGAAACAUGA
This is a messenger RNA of Peromyscus californicus insignis, 3000 nucleotides long. It is a transcript of the gene Krt222, whose product is annotated as keratin 222. NCBI's taxonomy places the organism in Eukaryota, Metazoa, Chordata, Mammalia, Rodentia, Cricetidae. The transcript has 6 exons. Gene Ontology annotation, molecular function: structural molecule activity. The record is from RefSeq and is a predicted model, not a curated record. Bases 115 to 1002 code for a protein of 295 amino acids.